UUAAAUUAAUUGCUUUUUGUUUUAUGUUACUUUUUUUUUAAAUUGUUACAGAUACCGCAUACUUAAAGAACUUAUUACUGUACUUUAAAAUAAUGGAGGACUCUUUUAGAGUGUUUGUUGGUGGCUUGUUUUCUACUGUUACAGAAGCAGACCUGAGAGAUAGAUUUGAAAGUUUUGGGGAAGUUAAAGCUGUGCAGUUAAUUCAGAGGAAAAGUGAAGAUGGUUACGUAUCAAAAACCUUUGGAUAUGUUACUUUAAUGACUACUAUGCAAAAACUAAAUAAAUGCUUUGCUUUGUUUGGAGGAACAAAAUGGAAUGGUCAUGAUUUAAAAGUACAAUUAGCUAAGGAAGACUUUAUAACAAGGUUAAAAAAAGAAUGGGGAGAACCUCAAAAACCAAGGAACAAGAGAAAAAUAAUACAGCCUAUAAAGUCAUAUAAUGAAAUUCUUGAGACCUCUGCUAAAAUGAAAAAAGCAUUACCAGGUACAAUAAUAGAAGGAGAAAAAAAUUGGGUGAUGGGAAAGUAUGGUCGACCGUUACCAGUUGUUUAUAUUAGAAAUCCAACUAACAAAAUUGUUAAGGUGGACCCUUCAAAACAUUGUCAUUGUCUUAAAAAAAUUAAUCUUGACACUGAUGAAAAGAGUAUAUCUGACCUGUUAUGGUCAGUUGAUAAUGAUAAAACAGAUAUAAAACAAAACAAUCAAAUAGUUAAAAAAAAAUCUCUUAAGCAAAAAGGUAAUGAUGAAAGUUUAAAUGUUUCGGCAACUCAAGAUAAUAAAGAACUUUAUUGUAAAAUAGUAACUGAAAAAAAUGAAAAUAAAAUAACUGAAAAAAAUAGUCUACACCAACUUAAGAGCGCUUUGAUUAUUUCUGAAGAAAAUGAGAAAAAAUAUAAAAGAAGUAUUUUGAAUCAUAUAAAUGAUAUUGACUGUGAUAAAAAUAAGAUUUGUCAACUUUUAACAAAUAAUGAUGAAAUUAAAAAACUUAAUACAAGCACCUCCAAUGUAUUAGAAUAUAACAAUAAUAACAUUUGCUCGCUCAAUCCAUCAAAGCAUUCCUGUGAAGAUGUGUUUCAGCAAAAUCACCUUAGUGAUAGCAUUGUAUCCCAAUUAACAAGAAAUAAUUUUAAUCAAGUUAAUCUUUCAGUCACACCUGUCACAGUCACAUCAAAUGAGCUUGUAGAGUCUGCUAAUAAUGAAAACACUUGUCAUGCAAUGAAGCUUUUUGACUUUAGCUUUGAUUCUUUGGUCGCUAAAAAUUCUUUUAACUCUUCCUCUAGUUUUAAUCCUCAUUUAAAUGAAAAUGAUGACAGCAUUAACAACGAUUCUGAUCAGUCAAAUGACAACAGCAUUAACAACGAUUCUGAUCAGUCAAAUGACAACAGCAUUAACAACAAAUGUGAUCAGUCAACUGUUUCUUGUGAUGUUACUAGAGCAGAUUCUACUUGCCUUGAUUUAAAAUUAAGUGUUAAUGGAAUAAAGAAAGUGACCAAAAAUGAAAAACAUACAUUUUCAGAGCAGCAAAGAUUGUUAGCUCUUGAGCGUAAGAAAAAAUCAGUUGAUAAGAACAAAGAUUUAGUUAAACAGGCACUAGAAAAUAUUGACUUUAGUUCAUCAUCGCGUAUUAAAUUCGGUAUUGAUGAAGAUGAAGAUGAAUUAAAAGAUACUAAAAAAGUAGUUAAUGAACAGAAAAUUGAUCUUUUUGGUUCUGAUGAAGAAAGCACUGAUGAAAGUGACAUGUUUAAACUGAAGCCUCAGUUUCAAGGUGAAAAAGGAGAAAAGUUAUUCAAACUGCAUCAAAAGUUUUCAACAGAUGAACGUUUUAAAUUGGAUGAGAGAUUUGCUGAAGACAAAGAUGUAUCCAAAGUAGAAACUUAUCAAUCUUCAGAAGAUGUUUCAGAUGAUGACCUCAAAAAAGAAAAAGAAGCAAAUUUAUCAGUUCUUGAGAAGCUUCUUGGCGUUUCCUUAGAAGAGAAAAAAAUUCAAAAUAACUUUAAGCUGGAUCGAUAUGAUCCUUCUGACAUAAAUAAAUCUAUGUAUGAAGUACUUACAGAUGAAGAAAAAAGUUCAUCUUCAGAAGAUGAGAAACAUAGUGAUACAAGUACUCAACCUGUCUGUCAACAACCUAUUGUUUCAAAAGAAACCUUUUACAAAGUUGAUGAGUCAUUAAAGGAUUUAUUUAAUGGAAAAACUAAGGCGACUCCGACAUUUUCAUUUCUAGGUUCUUCUGAAGACAAUGAAGACAAGGAUAAAGAUGUAACAGAUUUAUGUGUUAUAUCAGAAGCAAAGCAAUUGAAUUUUAAGAAAGCUUUUGAAAUGGAUGAAAAUGCAGAAGAUGAUGAAUUAGAACUCUUACCUCAGCAUAAAAACCUUUCUAACAAAAAUGAACGUUUCUUCUUUACAACCGAUGAUGAAAGAUUCAAAUUAGGAAAAUCUUUUGUUCGAUCGUCUUCAGUCGAAGAGGUUACUGAGCAAUGGAUGGGUAUUCGCUGUAAGUUACAUGAGACUUACAAAAAGAAUCACAAAGACGCACGUAGAAGAAAGUUUAAAAAUCAAAAAAGAAAUUAGUUUAUAAUAGAUAUAAUAAAUUUUUUUUAUAAUAAGCUGCAUUUGUACUUAUGUGUGUACUUUCUUAGCAUUUUUAA
Messenger RNA from Hydra vulgaris (swiftwater hydra), 2644 nucleotides. RefSeq names its product nucleolar protein 8. NCBI's taxonomy places the organism in Eukaryota, Metazoa, Cnidaria, Hydrozoa, Anthoathecata, Hydridae. Gene Ontology annotation, molecular function: RNA binding. The record is from RefSeq and is a predicted model, not a curated record.